Molecule: messenger RNA, 669 nt
Organism: Zea mays
Lineage: Eukaryota; Viridiplantae; Streptophyta; Magnoliopsida; Poales; Poaceae
Product: O-fucosyltransferase 19
Exons: 2
Coding region: 48-560 (170 amino acids)
Cellular component (GO): cytoplasm
Source: RefSeq, a predicted model, not a curated record
GCUGUAGCCACAACCUAACACAUCAAGAGGCAGAGGAGCUGAGGGAAAUGCGACUCAGGGUGCAGCACUGGAAAGAGAAGGAGAUCAACGGUAAGGAGAGAAGACUCCAAGGAGGCUGCCCUAUGACUCCUCGUGAAGCGGCUCUUUUCCUGAAAGCUAUGGGUUACCCUUCCAGCACAAGGAUCUACGUCGUAUCAGGCGAAAUAUAUGGUGUGCGUAGCAUGGACGCGUUGAAGGCCGAAUAUCCAAAUGUCUACACACAUUAUAGCCUGGCUACAGUAAAUGGAUUAGAGUCUCUCAGGCUGUACCAGAACAAGUUAGCUGCUGUAGACUACAAUGUAGCCCUCCAGAGUGAUGUUUUUGUGUAUACAUAUGAUGGGAAUAUGGCUAGAGCAGUCCAGGGCCAUAGAAGAUACGAAGGAUUCCAGAAGACCAUAAACCCUGACAGGCGCAAGCUUGUCGAGCUCAUUGACAAGCUUGAUGAAGGUACAGUAGAUUGGACAGAGUUUGCAAGUGAGGUGAAGAUGCAUCAUCGAAACAAGCUUGGAGGUCCAUAUUAGAGGCUGUCUGGUCGAAGUCCAAGGCAUGAGGAGUAUUUUUAUGCAAAUCCUCUUCCAGGGUGCUUGUGCAGAAGAAACACACAGGAUCAAGUGGCAUGAACCUUACAUA